UUGUCCAACGGCGCCGGUCAAGGAUUCAAAUCGCUGCUUACUCGUUUUAAAAAAUUGCUAGCGGCCAGGGAAAAUGAUUUAGCUCGGAUGUUUUGCCACAUAUCGAAUGACUCCCUCUCGAGAAAUCGCCAUACAAGCCCGGGAACGUGAACGAAGUAAAACGAGGAAGCAAAAGGCCGAAAAAAUAUUUCGGUUACCAUGGAUCCCGGUCUCGCCAAGCUGCUGGCCAUGAUUGGGGGCUACCUGACAAAAGGCACCAUAUGGUGGAAGAUGCCUGUGGUCCUCGUCAUGGCCUAUACAUUCUUCGAGAAGGAAAGGUUGUUCCGGUCAAACCUGUUCGACUCCUACCCCAACCCCCUCCCCCACGGGAUUCAGAAAUGUAACGACCCGAUGCUUGGGUCUGGUCUUAUCGGGUGCUAUAAAGAGAGAGAGAUGUACGACAGCGGGUUUGAUGAAAAAUACAAAGGCCAGGUCACUCCAGCUAUGUGUGUCAGAGAAUGCAAAAAGGAAAGAUACCCAUAUGCAGCGUUGCAUGACGGCAAAAGGUGCUUAUGUGGUAUGGACUAUAAUGUUCAUGGGAAAUCUAAAGUGUGCGAAUGCCGCAAGAAGUGUAAAGGGGACAAGCAACAGAUUUGUGGCGGCAAAAAACACAUGGCACUGUACAGGACCUACUUCUGCACUGAGGCAAUGACUCGUGUACGCCAGGUGGACGGGUCGUGUAAUGAUCUCAACUUAACGCAGAUGGGGACACGCUUCUACAGACUCGGGAGAAACUUCGAUCACAAGCACACUGUGACAGGAGACAACAUAAGAUUGCUGGAGCCUAAUCCAAGGGUCAUCAGUAACAAGCUUCUGAGGCGCAAGAAGUUCGUUAAGGCUCCUUGGAUGAACCUGUUUGCACUGGCCUGGGUGCAGUUUGUUAUACAUGACUGGUUUGACCACGGCGACCCGAUAAAGGAAGACCCGAUUGAGGUCCCUUUACAUCACGACGAUCCAAUGUACAAGAAGAUGAAAGGAAAGAUGGAUGUAAGUCGGACACGACCGGACACAUGCCGUCCGGAUCCAAGCAGGCCAAAAAGUUUUCAAAAUCUCGUCACGCAUUGGUGGGACGCUUCACAGGUGUACGGUAGCGACAAGCAUACCAACGAGCGGGUUCGGGCCAUGAAAGACGGCAAGCUGAAGGUGGAUGUUGACGGAUUUAUUCCGAUUGACAAGAAAACUAAUAUCGAAAUUACAGGUUUCAGCAACAACUGGUGGGUUGGACUAAGUCUAAUGCACAACAUCUUUACUCGCGAGCACAAUUUUAUCUGCGACGAGCUCAAGUCCCAGCACCCUGACUGGUCUGACCAGAGACUUCACGACACUGCACGGUUGAUUGUAAGCGCAUUAAUCGCCAAGAUCCACGUGGUUGAAUGGACGCCAACUAUCCUUAACAAUGAUUUCGUGCGAGAAUCCGUGAAGGUCGAGUGGUUUGGAACCCUCUCCAGAAACGCCAUCAUGUGGCUGACCCAGAACAACAUCACGUUCAACAAGGGCGCGAUUCAUGCGAAUAUCGGCCAGCCAAAGUCUCUGAGUGGAGUGCCUUUCUCAAUAACAGAGGAGUUUGUGGCGAUGUACCGCUUCCAUCCGUUACUUCCUGAUGACUUUAACAUUUACAGCAUGGAGACAGGCAAGCCCACAGGUAACACGUACAAGCUCCCGGAUGUUGCGUUCGGCAACGCUCAGAAAGUGUUUGAUCAGAACGAUCUUCAUGACAUCGUGUAUACAUUCGGAACUGAGAAUCCAGGUGCCCCAGUGUUGCAUAACUACCCCGUGACUACAACAGACCUGGUUAUACCCAGACAUCAGGGAGGAGGGGCGCUGGUUGACCUGGCAACAAUUGAUGUUAUCCGCGACCGUGAGCGCGGCAUACCUCGAUACAAUCAAUUCCGACGACUGCUCGGACUCCGACCUCUCACCGACUUCAAUCAGUUCGAUGUCACGCCCGAAGAUGUCAACGAAUUGAGAUCGAUUUAUAAUGAUGACAUAGAGAGUGUAGAUGUUAUGAUCGGCUGCUUGGCCGAGCACAAGCCGGAUGGUUUCGGAUUUGGCGAGACGCCGUUUCAACUAUUCUUGCUCAUGGCCAAUCGCCGAAUGGUCGUCGACAGGUUCUUCACAGAUGACUUCAAGCCUGAGUUCUAUACGCAGUCGGGCAUUGACUGGGUAAAUAAACAAACUAUGAAGGAUGUCUUGCUAAGAGCCUUCCCGGACGCAGACAAGUUGACGGAGAAAAUGGCGAGCGCACGAACGGCAUUUUUCGAUUGGAAUGCAACUUGAACUUGGACAUUGCUAGUUUUUUUUUUGUGACAACACUUAGAAUGUGGACAUCUCUUAAGCUAAAAGUAUAAAAAAAAUAUAUAUAUUUUGGUGACAUUAAAAUCUUUAAAUCGAG
Molecule: messenger RNA, 2431 nt
Organism: Nematostella vectensis (starlet sea anemone)
Lineage: Eukaryota; Metazoa; Cnidaria; Anthozoa; Actiniaria; Edwardsiidae
Product: alpha-dioxygenase 2
Exons: 14
Coding region: 199-2316 (705 amino acids)
Biological process (GO): response to oxidative stress; cyclooxygenase pathway
Cellular component (GO): cytoplasm; neuron projection
Molecular function (GO): heme binding; prostaglandin-endoperoxide synthase activity; peroxidase activity
Source: RefSeq, a predicted model, not a curated record